Messenger RNA from Fundulus heteroclitus (mummichog), 2458 nucleotides. It is a transcript of the gene add2, whose product is annotated as adducin 2 (beta). The record is from RefSeq and is a predicted model, not a curated record. Gene Ontology annotation, molecular function: actin filament binding. Gene Ontology annotation, cellular component: postsynaptic density; plasma membrane; cytoskeleton. The coding region runs from base 440 to 2458 and encodes 672 amino acids. Gene Ontology annotation, biological process: barbed-end actin filament capping. The transcript is spliced from 15 exons. Lineage: Eukaryota; Metazoa; Chordata; Actinopteri; Cyprinodontiformes; Fundulidae.
CAUCAUUGCUCUAUUUGGCGUGGGCCUGAGCAGCUUCACAUUUUAGAAGGCAGCUCAAUAAAUCCAGCAGGGACUGUGUGUGCGUGGGGCCAUAAGCGCACAAUGAUGAAGCACAGUGGGCAGCUUCCCUCCGCAGCGCAGUGACUGGGGACGGAGUGCGUUUGGGUGUCAGACAAGAAAGGCGUGGCAGUGGGACGAUCCAGGCUCACCGAGCGAUGGAGAAAUAACACACCAAGGUCUAUUGACCCGGGAUCAGCUGCGGCCCCCAAAACUGCUUCAUAUAAGAGCACUGGCGCCACAUGGUAGCUUUCUAACUGACCAAAUCUGUCCCUCUGAGAUUCACCGUUGGGCCGUGGGUGUGCCCGCACAACGGGGCCGGUCGUGGCGGCGCGCUGAGGUCUCCACCAGGCUGUGAUACACUCACUAUAAAACGCUAAGGAUGAGCAAAUCUCCCACCCCAAAGGGCACUCCAGUGCAGCGCAGCCCCAGCGAUGGGGUCCCCGAGGGCCUCCAGUCGCCACAGCACUCCACGCCUGGCUCUGGAGUGCAGCAUAAGAAACGGAUAUCCAGCCUCCUUCAGAGUCCGUCAUUCAGAGAGGAGCUGGAUGUGCUGAUCCAGGAACAGAUGAAGAAGGGUGGCAGCUCAUCCAAUCUGUGGGCACUGAGACAACUCGCGGAUUUCAUGGCCUCUCAUGGCUCCCCGGCCACCCUGCCAGUCACACCUACCAACAUGAUGAUGGUGACCCCAAUCAACGACCUGCAGGGAUGGGAGCCUGGCAGCAUGGUGAAGGGGGAGCGGCUGAUGCGCUGCAAACUGGCCAGCACCCACCGACUGUUCGACCUCUACGGCUGGGCUCAGAUCAGCCAUACCCUUCUCACGCUACGUGUGAGUAAAGAACAGGAACACUUUCUGGUGCUUCCAGAAGGCCUGGCCUACAGUGAGGUAACCGGAUCCAGUCUGGUGAAAGUGAAUCUUGUUGGAGAGGUGGUUGACAAGGGCAGCACCAACCUACAGGUGGACACGGACAAGUUCAGCCUACACUCGGCCAUCUACUCAGCGCGCCCCGAUGUCCGCUGCCUGCUUCACCUCCACACGCCUGCUACAGCGGCAGUCUCUGCAAUGAAGAGCGGCCUGCUGCCUCUUUCCCAUGAGGCUCUGCUGGUUGGUGACGUGGCCUACUACGACUACAACGGGGUCAUGGGGGAGGAAGAGGACCGAAUGGAGCUGCAGAAGAGCUUAGGACCCACUUGUAAGGUUCUGGUGCUGAGGAAUCAUGGCAUCGUGGCUCUGGGGGAAUCAGUGGAGGAGGCCUUCUACACCAUCUACCACAUACAGGCAGCCUGCCAGAUUCAGGUGUCAGCUUUGUGUUGCUCUGGAGGGGAGCACAACCUGAUUAUGUUGGACCGGGCCAUCCAUAAACCCAACCCAACCGGCACCGUCGGCUGGGCCGGCUCCACCUUCGGCCCUCUAACCAAGAGCCGUACUGGGGAACAUGAGUUUGAAGCUCUCAUGAGAACCAUGGAUAAUCUGGGCUACCGCACCGGCUACGCCUACCGCUUCCCUGUGCUGCUAGAGCGAACUCGGACACGGAGGGAGGUGGAGGUGCCGGCGACCGUAAGCGCCUUCCACCAGUUUGAUGAUGACGGGGUCCACCCGGCUCUGAGGCAGCACCCGUUUGCUCAGCGCCAGCAGCAGGAGAGGACCCGCUGGCUCAACACUCCCAACACCUACCAGAAAAUCAACCAGGAGGAGGCGAGCCCGGGACACCAGCGCACCACCUGGCUGAAAACAGAAGAGACGACACAGACUGGAAGCACGGCCAUCAAGAUAGAGAACCCAAACCAGUUUGUGCCUCUUUUCACCAACCCUCGGGAGGUGAUUGAGACGCGAAACAAGAUUCGACAACAGAAUCGUCAGGACAUGAAGACAGCUGGACCGCAAUCACAAGUCCUUGCAAGUGUCAUAACAGAGGAGAGCCCUCCGACCCCAGUGAGCCCACCCAAAGUUCCACCAGAGCCGGAGCCUCCCAACCCCUUCAACCAGCUGACAGACAAGGAGCUGGAGGAGUACCGCAAGGAGGUGGAGCGAAAACAGGAUGGAGGGACUGACGUAGGGGAGGAGGUGGAGAAUGACAGGGAGUCUUCCCCUGCUACCUCCCCUACAAAAGGCCCUGCAGCCAGCCACGCUCCUGUCUCAGCAAUGGAGGUACAGAGCGACUCUCCCGUCAUUCAGAACGGAGGGGAAGAGGAGAAGCAGGUGACAAAAGAACUGGAGGAAGGGAUGAAGGCGCUCUCGACCAACGACACCUCCUCCACUCCGACUGCGCUGCCAGUCAAGGUGCCAAGCGGCACCCCCGAGGGCUCGCCGUGCAAGUCUCCGUCCAAGAAGAAAAAGAAGUUCAAGCCACCAUCAUUCUUGAAAAAGAGCAAGAAGCAGAAGGAGAAAGUAGAGACCUGA